AUGAAACAAGUAUUUCCGGACACAGACAUUAAGGCCGAACCACAUAUUUCUUCGAAGAUAAAGGUUUGGAAAAAAUAUCACCUGUCCUUGAGCAUGAUGAUGGAAAAGUCUGGUUUUAGUUUAACCCAGAGUGGUUAUCUUGACGUGAGGGAUGAUCAAGUAUGGACAGAAUACUUAAAGUGGUGUGACAUAUUCGGAAAGGACAGGGCAACUGGUGAGAACGCUACAGGAUUUGUUGAUGCGGUAAACGGUGUCUUUAACAUGCCUUCAUCUCCGACUACUCCAAAUGCACCUAGGAGAUCAGAAACCAAUAAUAAUACAUGCCCAGCUGAAGAACAUAUGCAUGAGGAGGCAAAUGUGCAUGAUGGAGAGUGUAGUGUGUCUGCUAGAGAGAAGAGGUCAAGAAAAAGGAAAAAAAUAGUGGAGGAAGACAAUCAGUUCGUGGGGAUGUUGUCGUCCUUCUGCAAGGAGACUGCGAAGAACAUAUCGGACAUGGUGGUGAGGGUUGGUCAUGCCCACGAUGCGACCAAAAGACGUGGCAAGGUGUACGAGGUCUUAAAAGGUAUGCCCAACCUAACCAUGGAAGAAAAGCUACUAACCACCAAAUACCUUUGCAAUAAGACUGAAGAGCUAGACAUGUUUUUUAGCCUUGAUGACGAUGCGCGGGAGGAUGUAUUCUAUCGCAUGUUCUUUGACAAGUGCCGCACAAUGGUGGAGAUAAGCCGUCCGUCAGUCUUCAAUUCCAUGUGGCACGAUCUUGCCCGAGACCUUUCGGAUGCCUUGCACAAAGCAUUCGACAAGGGUAAGGUCCGUAUGAAGAUAUAUAGAUUGAAGUUUCAUUUUGAAUCUUUUAACACCUUCACCUACACAAGGGGCGUCUGGGUGUAUCCGGAUGAUGGCACGAUCACGGUGAACACGACUUAUUGGAAUAAUCUUGUUGGGGGGGAGGAAACACCUUUCCAAAAAUUCUUCCGGCUAUUUGAUUUCAAGUGGUACAAAGAAUGUGUGGACUUGUUCGUUAACCGUGAAGCCGCGGAUGUAAACUUUGAUGAUGGUCCGGGAGACAUGUUGGAAGAUCCAAUUGAGUUUACUGACUCGGAUGAGGAGCCCGAAGAUCAUGAUGACCAUGGAAUUGUGCCGGGAGCAACAAACAUCCACCCAAUCGACGUGGAAAAUUAUGAGGUUCAAAAUGUGUCGGGUCGUAGGAGGUACCAUCCAAUAGACGUAGAAGAUUAUGAGCUUAAGAAUGAGCCAGGUCGUAGGAGGUCCUAUCCAAUCGACGUGGAGGACGAAGAGGUGCAUGAGAUGGAUAUGGAGGCCGACUCGGGCAUCGAUUCGGAGGAGUAG
Molecule: messenger RNA, 1347 nt
Organism: Striga asiatica
Lineage: Eukaryota; Viridiplantae; Streptophyta; Magnoliopsida; Lamiales; Orobanchaceae
Source: the annotation of a GenBank genome assembly